This is a messenger RNA of Eruca vesicaria subsp. sativa (arugula), 2736 nucleotides long. The record is from the annotation of a GenBank genome assembly. Lineage: Eukaryota; Viridiplantae; Streptophyta; Magnoliopsida; Brassicales; Brassicaceae.
GUGUAUGGCCGAUAUUAGUCGUCUCCUUUAAUUUUUUUUUUCCUUCUCCUUCGCCGUAAAGUUUAUAAUAUUUCUCUUAGUUUACUCUCUCUCUCAACUAGGUUUCUUCAAAUUCCUAAUUUUGGGAUUGGUGCUACUCCAACUCUACUCUGAUUAGAAGUUUCUGGGUUUCUGAUUCGAUUCCAAAGUUCCUUCCUUUUUCGAUUUUGCUCAGACUUUGAGAUUCAGCUUAGUUUCUUGGAUCCUAGACAGCUCUAAGCAGAAGUGUUUGGCUUAGGAUCAGUUUGGGUUUCUUGUUUGGUUCUGAGAGGACUGUUUCAAAGUCUUGUCUGUGUCUUAGAACAAAGUAAAAGUCAUUGACUGAUGCUACUAUUGGUUUAGAACCUCUAACUAUGCAGAGGAAUAAUCUGCGUACCCCAACAUCACCAAUGUCCUUCUCCUCCUCCAAUAACAUUACAAGCCCAUUGGUUCUAGAUGGGUCUGCUUCAAUGCACCACUUGUCUCACCAGCAGCAGCAGCAAACAGGACAAAGUUCAGUUCCUGUAAUGCAGCACGUGUCUCACCAGCAUCAGCAGCAAGCAGGACAAAGUUCAGUUCCAAUGAGGGAAAACAACUAUUCACAUGUGGAUAAGAAGCCAAAGUUAGAGGUUAAGCAAGAGGAUAUGAUGCAGCAGCAACAGAUAUUACAGCAAUAUAUUCAGCGUCAGGAUCCAACGGGAAGGAAUCCACAGUUGCAAGCUUUGCUUCACCAGCAGAGACUGAGGCAACAACAACAGCAGCAGCAGAUUCUUCAAUCCAUGUCGCCGUCUCAGAGACUCCAACUUCAGCAACAGCAGCAGCAGUUGAGACAGCAACAAGGCGGGGGUCAACAGAUUCCUCCUAGUGUGCGUCCUUUUGAAGCUGGCGUGUGUGCAAGGAAACUGAUGAUGUACUUGUAUCAUUUACAGCAACGACCUGCGGAAAAUUGCAUUACUUAUUGGAGAAAGUUUGUGGCUGAGUACUUCUCACCUCGUGCAAAGCAAAGGUUGUGCUUGUCACAGUACGAAAGUGCUGGCCACCAUGCGCUUGGCAUGUUUCCACAAGCAGCUCCGGACAUGUGGCAGUGUGAUCUUUGUGGCACCAAGUCUGGAAAAGGAUUUGAGGCAACUUUCGAUAUGCUUGCAAGACUAAAUGAAAUCAAAUUUGCUAGUGGCAUCAUUGAUGAAGUCAUGUAUCUGGACCUCCCACGAGAAAACAGAUUUUCCAAUGGACUGAUGAUGUUAGAAUAUAGAAAAGCAGUUCAGGAAACAGUACAUGAGCAGUUUCGUGUUGUACGUGAGGGCCAUCUUCGCAUCAUAUUCUCUCAAGAUUUAAAGAUACUUUCUUGGGAGUUUUGUGCUCGGCGUCAUGAAGAGCUUCUUCUCCGCAGACUAAUUGCUCCACAGGUGAACCAGUUGCUUCAGGUUGCACUGAAAUGUCAGAGCACAAUCUCGGAGAGUGGGUCAGAGGGAGUUUCUAAGCAGGAUUUACAGUCAAACAGUAACUUGGUCUUGGGAGCAGGACGGCAGCUGGCAAAGUUCAUGGAAUUACAGUCUCUGAAUGAUCUUGGCUAUCCAAAAAGAUAUAUCAGAACUCUACAGAUAUCUGAAGUUGUAAAGAGCAUGAAGGAUCUGAUGAACUUCACCGGCGAGCACAAAAUUGGCCCUAUUGAGGGGUUGAAACGGCUUUUUGAACAGACAACGACAAUGAGGCGACAGAAAAUGCAAGAGAUGGAGCAGUUAGGUAAUAGUGGAGCUAUUAUGAAUGGGUCAUCAUCUCAAGCUCAGAUGGCGUUGACUCCAGGAACGAUGAACGGCCUAACUGGGAACAACAACAACAACAACAACAACAAUCACCAUCAAGUUGUUGGUCGUGGAGCUAUGAAUGGCUCAGCUCAAGCCGCAGCAGCUUUGACCAACUACCAAAGCAUGCUUAUGAGGCAAAAUGCUAUGAAUAACCCAAACUCAAGUCAGAGCCAGAGUCCAUCUUCUUCGUCUCAUCAGAUGCAGAACUUAGCCACAGGUGGAUUCCCCAGCUCUCCCCAGAUGCAAAACCAGCAGCGCACCAUGAACGGUGCUCCCAACACGCUUCAACGGAAUCCUCCUCCUCAUCAUUUGGAACCUCCACAUGCACAUGGUAACAGUCAGGAGCAGCAGAUGCUUCACCAGAUGUUGCAGGGGAUGUCUCAAAACGGAGCAAAUAUGCAACAACAACAACAACCAUUUUCAGGUCAAAAUGGUGGCAACAGUAAUGCAGAGAGAAACCCAACUGCCUCUACUUCAAACAUCUCUGGAGGAGGCCGAGUUCCAAGCCGCAACAACAGUUUCAAAUCAGCUUCAAACAGCAACCUUCAUUUAUCAGAUGAUAAUAUACCUAUUACAGAACUACCUCAUGAUUUCUCAGCAGACGACUUCUUCAACAACAACGAUAUUUAUGGCAGCUUGUAAGAUCUCAACGCAACAAAAGCAUUGUUACUUUGACAUAACACAAUGAAGAAGGCUUUAGGCUUUAAUUUGCCGCAUUUAAGGUUGGUUGGGUCUUUGUACAGAGAGAUAUGAGUGCAGUGAAGGGAACUGGUAUCUGUUGUAACCUAUAUAGGCACUUUAGCAUCUUUUUUCCCAUCCUUUUUAGUGAUAGUAUAAUGAGAUCUUAGGUUAUAAUCUCUGCAAACAUUUUAAUGAUAUGUUACUCUUUUCUAUGAUUUUUUUUUUUGGCUUU